Molecule: messenger RNA, 168 nt
Organism: Closterium sp. NIES-65
Lineage: Eukaryota; Viridiplantae; Streptophyta; Zygnematophyceae; Desmidiales; Closteriaceae
Source: the annotation of a GenBank genome assembly
GCUGCGAGGAAGUCAGCUCCUACAACAGGAGGAGUUAAGAAGCCUCAUCGUUAUCGUCCCGGAACUGUCGCUCUUCGUGAGAUUCGCAAGUACCAGAAGAGUACCGAGCUGCUUAUUCGAAAGCUUCCCUUCCAGCGACUGGUUCGCGAAAUUGCCCAGGACUUCAAG